This is a messenger RNA of Triticum aestivum (bread wheat), 810 nucleotides long. Its product is annotated as probable LRR receptor-like serine/threonine-protein kinase At3g47570. The transcript has 2 exons. NCBI's taxonomy places the organism in Eukaryota, Viridiplantae, Streptophyta, Magnoliopsida, Poales, Poaceae. The coding region runs from base 53 to 724 and encodes 223 amino acids. The record is from RefSeq and is a predicted model, not a curated record.
CACCACAACUCUCGCUAGCUGUUCACCGCACAUAGGUAAACACCCCAGCUCAAUGGCCGCUCUAUCCAUGUCUGUCCGUAUUCCCAUCUUCCUGUUAGUUAUACUCACGGCCGUAUCCGCUUCUUCUCCUAGUUCGACCAAUGGCAAUGGUAGUGACACCGAUCUCGCCGCGCUGCUCGCUUUCAAAGCCCAGCUCACUGACCCUCACAACAUCCUUGCCCGCAACUGGACCAUCAACACCUCUUUCUGCCACUGGAUUGGCGUCUCGUGUAGCCGGCGUAGACAACGUGUCACUGCUCUAGCAUUGGGGGAUACACCUCUCGUUGGAUCUGUGGCACCUCAAGUUGAGUACGGAUCACUUGGAAAAGCCUCAAGGAAAAGUGACGUGUUCAGCUACGGAAUCAUGCUCCUUGAAGUCUUCACCGGAAAAAGACCCACUGAUGUCAUGUUUGGCGCACAACUAACUCUUAGGCAGUGGGCUCAUCGGGCAUUUCCUACGGAUCUUGUCCAGGUCGUUGACGGCCAACUUCUACAUGACUCCUCAAUUUCAGGCUGCAGAUUGGACUAUGGCUUCUUAGCGUCAGUCUUUGAGGUGGGUUUGCACUGUUCCAGUGACUCUCCUGACCAGAGGAUGACAAUGCACGACGUGGUCGUGACGCUGAAGAAGAUCAAAGCCGAGUACACAAAACUGGUAGCAGCUAUGUCAACUAGUGCAACACAGUGAACCGAUCUCAUGUGCUUGCUUAAUUAUGUCUUGUGUACAUAUAUUUUACAUCUGCAUGUAGAACUAGCGCACGUAACUUCAGGUAU